AUGUUGAUUCGCAGACGCGUUUUCUCUAUUACUCCGUCGACAACAAGUCUUCCAUCUAUCUCCUUCGUUUUUAUUUCUACCCCAUUUUUUUCUCAGAAACCCCAUUUAUCACAGGGAUCAUCGACCAUUCAGUUGUCACGAAGAUUAAGGGGUCUGCUCAUCAUCGUAGUUUUGAUCGUUCUGCCCCGACAAUCGUAUGCGUUAUCCCCGCUCUAUUCUUUCAGACACCUGUAUGAACAAAGCAACGUUUCUCCUUCUCCUAGCCCUUCUAAUGGUGUAGGCCUAGCUUCUGGUGGAUCAAAUUUCCAGCAAUCUUGUAACAGGGCAUCUAGAAGCUGCCAGCUUAAGAACAUAGCUUCCUGCUUGACUUAUUCUCAAAGUGGCCCUGAUGAAGAAAUAUGGCUAUAUAUACAGAACAAUGACAAAAACCCUUUGCAUGUGAAAAUUAUGAUCCUUCCUUCAAACAACACGAUUGAUGAGAUAGAUUUACCAAUCCACCAAAUGAACAGGAUCAAGAUUUCUCGAGAUAUAUUUGAUUCAAAUGCUGCAAUAGCAUUGAAUACAAGUGUAGGGGAUUGUGUAAUACAUGCUGCAGCUCCACCACCCGAAGCCAAUUACCAGAAAUACCCUUACUCAUAUAGCAUCUACAUAACCCCAAUCAACGGGGCAUACUUUGUAAUUCUGAUAUUUAUCAUUGGAGGGACUUUGACUUUUGUCAAAUCAAGAAUCCAUAACAGCAGGCAUAAUGAUGGGGUUCCAUACCAUGAACUUGAAAUGGAAAAUUCAAAAGCCCUUUCAUCAUUAGACAUGGAGGAAAAUGGAACAGGAAAUUGGGAUGAAGAUUGGGAUGAUGAUGCUUGGGGUGACAAAAAACCGGUCAAAUCUGGUGGUCAAAAUCCCAUCAAAGUGGAACAAUUGAAUACAAAAUUCCCGAAGUCUAAUGGAAGGAGAAAGGAAUGGGAUGAUUAGUAUUUUGAAUGGAUUUUUUUUUUUGCAAAAAUGUAGAAUGAUUAUUAGUGUUUUUAAAUGUUAUAAUCUUUUAUAAAUAUAAAAGGUGUAUACUAGAUGUUAAAGGAUUUGGUUACUAAAUUUUGUUCUCAAUUUUGAUACAUGUAAGAGAU
Messenger RNA from Lactuca saligna, 1121 nucleotides. The record is from the annotation of a GenBank genome assembly. NCBI's taxonomy places the organism in Eukaryota, Viridiplantae, Streptophyta, Magnoliopsida, Asterales, Asteraceae.